UGAAUUAAAAUUAUAUCGUCAAAACCAACGAGUGAAUCCCAAGCAUGCCUGAUUAAGGUGUCCAUGGUUUGGUGGUCUGUCGUCUAAUGCACUCCAAAGAUGAUGGUGAGUGAUAUGUGGACAGCUCUCCCUUUUCAUCGUCAGUUCAGGUUCAACCAAUGCACGGACAAGAUUCACGAUUGAGACGAGGAACUGGUCUGUCAACGUUUAACAAAGUCAUCAACUGCCCAAAGAGGCCAUCAGUAAAGACGAAAGAGAGCUCAUCCAAACCAGUUGUUCAUGAUGUUGCUCUUCUUAAUUGUGAAUUUUGUGGCUAGUGCUUGUUUCAUCCUGGUGAGCGGACAAAAUGAAAACUUUGCACAGGAAACAAACUCCAAACUCAUGACCACAAUUUUGAACAGCCACCCGGAAGGCAAUGUGGCCUUUGCUCCCUUCGGCAUCUUGGUGGGUGUGGCCUCUGUUUACGAAGGAACGGCGGGGAAGACUAGAGAACAACUUCAAACUGGUCUGGGAUUUCCCCCCAACGACCAGGUUUUCAAAGCCGGAAUGCAGCUCAUCCGGCCGAAAAAUACCAAGUAUGCGGCGUACGCCAACAUGAUAACAGUGGCAAAAUCUGCCAAAGUCAAAUCAUCCUAUGGCACUCGAAUCAAAAAUGUCUUGGGAUCCUCGCCGUUCCAAUUUGAGCUUGGUCAGAAGCCUGAGAAUGCGAGAAAAUCUAUCAAUCAGUGGGUGUCCAAGAACUCUGAUGGACAAAUCAAGGACCUGAUGCCGUCAGGCAGUGUGACCCCGAACACUAAAUUCGUCCUGGCCAACGUGGUCCACUACAAGAGUGAAUGGGCCAAAUUUUUCGACGGAACCGAAUCCCUUCCAUUCAAAGUGGAUGAAAGCACCGAGAUUCAAACCCAGACGAUGUUUGGCACCCCCAACGUUGGAUACGCCAAAGCUGACAAUGCCGAGAUCAUUGAAUUGCCUUUAGUCGACAAAGAUCACACCUUUGUUCUCGUGUUGCCAGCUCAAGGUCAAGAGUUGGAAGCAACCCUUCAAACUCUGGAGAAGAGCGACUCCAAGAUUCUUGAGUACAUCCUCAAACCAGAGGCCUUGGAACAGACCGAUGUCUCAUUAACUAUGCCAAAGUUCAAAGUUGAGACCCGUUUCAAGCUCAAGGAGACGCUCAACGUGGACCCACCCCAAUUUCCGGGCUUGGGGCCCAUCUUUGAUGCCACGGCAAACUUUUCCCGGAUGGCUGAGAAUAGUAAUGGCAUGUAUGUGGACGAAAUUCACCACAAGGCCAUUGUUUCCGUUGAUGAGAAGGGCGUCGAAGCUGUGGGCGCCACUGGACUUUCCAUCACUUUGUAUUCAGCCUUUGAGCCGGAUCUCAAGAUUGACGUCAACCGACCUUUUGCUUUCUUCAUCGUGAACAAACCCAAUGGAAUCAUCUUGUUUGCGGGCAAAAUUAAGAACCCUGAGAAAUGAUCCUGAAAUAUAACUUAUGUAAAAUCCCA
Tigriopus californicus is the source of this 1502-nucleotide messenger RNA. Its product is annotated as leukocyte elastase inhibitor-like. The record is from RefSeq and is a predicted model, not a curated record. The transcript is spliced from 4 exons. Gene Ontology annotation, molecular function: serine-type endopeptidase inhibitor activity. Bases 280 to 1473 code for a protein of 397 amino acids. NCBI's taxonomy places the organism in Eukaryota, Metazoa, Arthropoda, Copepoda, Harpacticoida, Harpacticidae.